AUGCCUCCUCUAUCAUCAAUAAUCUUUGCGGUUCAGGGCUGUUUCAAUUUCCUGAACGGAGCUGCCCCUCUUUUAUCUUCUACAGCCGCAAGGAAAAAUGCCGAAAUGCUGCUGACGGACUCGAAACACGCUAUUCAUGUUUUAGCUCUGUCAUGUAUGUCAAUAGGCUCGCUCUACCUUGUCGCUGCUAAGAGAGGAGACAAGCUUGCCAUGUGGUUGUCAGUUGUUGGACGGACGAUUGCUGUUGGAAUCUUUUGGGUUGACGCUGGACCGUGGAGAAAAGUCGCGGUGUUUGAAGGGUUAUGUGCAGGUGUGCUUGCUGGAAGUUUGAUUUGGGAGUCUCGAGAUGGGAAACACGAGAAAAGGGAUUGA
Molecule: messenger RNA, 372 nt
Organism: Botrytis sinoallii
Lineage: Eukaryota; Fungi; Ascomycota; Leotiomycetes; Helotiales; Sclerotiniaceae
Exons: 2
Coding region: 1-372 (123 amino acids)
Source: RefSeq, a predicted model, not a curated record